AUGGCCAUCACUCGAAAGCAGGAGCGCGAGGGUUCGUACCGACCUGAAAGUUCAUGGCGUAUGGUGGAGGGCAGCGAGACGGGCAGCUUUGCCUACGACGAAGAGAUUGUUCCCUCCAACAGCGACCCUUCCAACUCGUUUGAUUCACAGCCUGUCAGCAUUGGAGCCUCGCAGCCAUGGAGCAUUGGUGGCUCGCAGGACGAGAGCAUCGAGACAUAUCUCAGCAAAGCCGAGAACGAUGAGCAAUUUAUCCUCAAGUCGCCCUUUCGCCCGUCGGUGCCACAAUCUGUGAGGCAUUCCUCGAAGGAACAACACCGUGAACCAGGGCCCGAGUUUGUCAUGCCCAAGGUUGAGGUCGAGAGUCCAACUGAAGAGGGGGGCAGCGCCUGGUCCUCGUCAACUAUUAAAUCUCCAAAGAGACCAACACCACCACCCGGGCUACGGAAGCGUCUUGGCAUGGUCAAGGAAAGUCCUAGAGUUCGAGGCCGACGACAAAGUAUGAGACAGUCAGGGGAACUGGAACGCCCCGUCCCGAAUGAUGGCAUUCUCGGUUCAGUAUUCUCCUGGAUGCUUGACGUGAUUGGGCUUGCGUUUUGGGCCAUCAAGUAUCCAAUCGGUUUCCUGCUGGCCGUCUAUGUUUUAUCUGGCACCACAAUCAUCGCCAAGAACAUGGUCACCAAGUCGCUCGCAGUGUCUCUUUCACCGCUGUGCCGACUCCCUGGUGUCUCUUACCUGAACGUACCUUUUUGCGGACCCAACAAGUCUGAAGACGACAAGCCCGCAAACGUCGACUUUGACAGCUUGGUCGACGCCCAAAGCCUUCUGGAGCAGGUACUGGAAAGGACCGUGGAAGGCGUCACGCUCCCACUCGACAUCAAGCGUUCCGAAGCCUCCAUUCGCGAUUUGCGCACCAUCGUCCGGCACAGCAACCUCAAGGGGAAGCAAGAGCUCGUUCUUGAAUUUGACGGCUACAUUGACACUGUUCGUUCGGUUGUCCACGAGCUCAGCAGCUUCAACGUCCACGUUGGGUCUACCGUUGACUCGGUCAUCAGCAUGAACCGCUGGACAGCCCGCCAGCUCGACACCUUGGAGGGAGACAAUGUCCUCAAACCUAGGAUUGAGAACAACGACCCCUGGCUCAGCCAAAUGGUUGAGUGGGUUUUGUCUCCUUUCCAACCUGUGGUCUUUACGGAAGACCAUCUGAAGGAUACCUACCUCCGCCACGCCUCCCACGUCCAAGACAGAAUCGCCAGCCUCAUUCUCGAAGCUCAGACCGUCUUGUCGUCUCUUACCAAGGCGGAGGACCACCUUGAAAUCAUCCAUGAGGUCGCCUACCGCAGCACAGAGGAGGUCAAGACCUCGCGUCAAGAUAUCUUGUACACGCUCUGGACUCUGGUCGGGGCGAAUAAUCAGAAACUAAAGGACUUCAAGUCGCAGUUGAGUGUUCUUGGUCAAAUUGAGACGCAGAGGUUAAAGGCGGUGAAGCAGGUUACGGGGCUGGUGUCGGAUCUGAUCAAGAUUCAGGCUGAGAUUCAGGGGUUGAGGGAUGAUGUUUCGGCGGCGGAGCUGGUGCCGAGCGUGCCGUUGAGUGUGCACAUUGCGACGAUUAACAGUGGGGUUGAGAGGUUGGAUAGUGCGCGGGCGAGGUUGAAGGCUAUUGAGGCGGAGAGGGUUAGGGAGGUGGUGGGGCGGGGGAGGGAGGGGGGGGAGAAGUUGAUUGAUAGUAAGAGGUGGUGA
Molecule: messenger RNA, 1737 nt
Organism: Podospora anserina S mat+
Lineage: Eukaryota; Fungi; Ascomycota; Sordariomycetes; Sordariales; Podosporaceae
Exons: 1
Coding region: 1-1737 (578 amino acids)
Source: RefSeq, a predicted model, not a curated record